Molecule: messenger RNA, 687 nt
Organism: Chrysochloris asiatica (Cape golden mole)
Lineage: Eukaryota; Metazoa; Chordata; Mammalia; Afrosoricida; Chrysochloridae
Gene: KLRD1
Product: killer cell lectin-like receptor subfamily D, member 1
Exons: 6
Coding region: 1-687 (228 amino acids)
Biological process (GO): stimulatory C-type lectin receptor signaling pathway; positive regulation of natural killer cell mediated cytotoxicity
Source: RefSeq, a predicted model, not a curated record
AUGAAUGAAGAACCUAAAAUUCAUGCUGCACGGAAUCUGGAUUCUCUGUGGAAGUCAAAACAAAAUAGUAACAUUAAUCAUAAAUCUAGUUCAAAUGAAUUGCCAUUAGCCACUAAAAGGCUGAAGCACCACGAACUUAAAAAACAAUCCAAAAUUACAGCACAAGGUGACAGUGGCAAAGACUUACCAGCUCUGCCUUGGAAGAUCAUUUCUGUGGUGCUGGGCAUCUUGUGUCUUCUUCUGUUGGUCACAGCCAUUGCAGUACCUCUUCUUGCUGCAAACUUGUCUUCUAAAGAAACACCUCUCACAAUCCAGCAAAGAGAUUGUUAUUCUUGCCCUACAAAUUGGAUUUGGUUCAGAUACAGCUGUUACUACUUCUCUAAGGAGAAAUUAACCUGGAGACAGAGUCAAGGUGCCUGCUUGUCUCAGAAUUCCACCCUCCUGAAAAUAAACAGGGAGGAGCUGCAUUUCUUCUCUUUAAAAUCUUUCUUUUGGAUUGGAGUCUACUAUAAUGGAAUUGACAAGAACUGGCUGUGGGAAAAUGAUUCAGCUGUGUCCUCUGAUCUCUUUGACCUUGCUACACAUCCAAAGGUACAAGUCUGUUUAUCUUACAAAUCAAGAGAAGCUUAUAUGGCUGACGAUUGUGAAACGAAGCAGAUCUACAUCUGUAAGCAUCACCUUAUUUAA